AUGGCGAACUCAAGAGCCUCCUCCAGCGAAAGCUUCAGCCGCUCCCAAUUUGAGUCGCUGCUAAAAAGACGCUUCUUCUACACCGAAGCCUUUGAAGUGUAUCGAACCGCGCCAAACUACAAGGGUGACAAUCGCGGCCUCUACGACUAUGGCCCCCCCGGCUGCGCACUACUGGCGAACAUCGUCAACGAAUGGCGCAAGCACUUUGUCAUUGAAGAGAAUAUGCUGGAAGUUGAUUGCACGGCCAUCACGCCAGAGGCGGUCUUGAAAGCGAGUGGUCACGUUGACAAGUUUGCGGAUUGGAUGUGCAGAGAUCCGGUCAAGGGUGAAUAUCUACGUGCUGAUCACCUCGUUGAAACGGUGCUGGAGACAAGGCUUUCGAAUAGUCGAAUGGCUGGCAAGGAUAGUAAGGGCAAGUUGGAAAGGUUGGAUGAUGCCACUGUGGGACAGUACGAAGGUAUUCUCGCCAAGAUUGAUAACUAUGACGGCCCUGAACUUGGCAAAUUAAUCAAGGACCUUGACAUCCGCAACCCCAAUGGCAAUGGAAAGGUCGAGCACCCAACUGCCUUUAACCUCAUGUUUGCAUCCACCAUCGGUCCCAGUUCCGCAUCCCCAGUAUACUUCAGACCCGAAACCGCACAAGGCCAGUUUCUCAACUUCCGAAAACUACUAGACUAUUCCCAAGGCACCAUGCCCUUCGCAUCAGCCUGCAUCGGCAAGUCCUACCGCAACGAAAUAUCCCCCCGAUCAGGCCUCCUCCGCGUCCGAGAAUUCCUCCUCGCAGAAAUAGAACACUUUGUCGAUCCAGAGAGCAACAAACGCCACGACCGGUUCGACGAAGUGUCUGACAUCAAAUUGCCCUUCUUGGAUAAAGAGACGCAACUUUCUGGGCGGACAGACAUCUCGCACAUGUCUAUUGGCAAAGCCGUUGACAUUAAACUUGUGAACAAUGAAACACUGGGCUAUUUCCUCGCGCGAGUGUACCUUUUCCUGGUGAAGCUUGGUGCUGAUCCGGGCAGGUUUCGAUUCAGACAGCAUCUUGAUAAUGAGAUGGCGCAUUAUGCUUGUGAUUGCUGGGAUGCAGAGCUGCUUACUAGCUAUGGCUGGAUAGAGUGCGUUGGCUGUGCGGAUAGGAGCGCAUAUGACUUGACUGUUCAUUCGAGAGAGACUGGCACGCCGUUGACUGUGAGGGAAGUGCGUGCUACGCCUCUUGAGAUUCGGGAAUGGCGGGCAUCGCUGGAGAAGAAGCUUGUGGGACCGCGGUUCAAAAAGGAUGCCAAGAUGAUUGAGUUUGCUAUUGGGAAACUGGAUCAGGAUACUCUCGAGGGAUUAGCUAAGGAACUAGCUGACAAGGGCGUAAUCACAAUUCCAACGGAUGAGCUUGCCAAUGGCGCAACGUCUGUCGAGCUUUCGUCAGAUAUCUGUUCCAUUGAGCAAGUCACUCGCGUUGAGAAUAUGAGGGAAUACACCCCGAAUGUCAUUGAGCCUGCAUUUGGUAUCGGCCGGAUACUGUACUGUAUUCUCGAACACGUCUACUGGAAUAGGGCGCACGAUACUGCUCGAGAGGUUCUCUCGCUGCCUAUCCUCGUGGCACCUACAAAGGUGUUGCUAGUUCCACUGUCAAAUAACGCUUCUUUCAAGCCUGUUAUCAAGAGUCUUGCUACUCGGCUGAGAAGCCUGGGUAUUGCUAACAAUGUAGACUCGUCGAGCGCGUCUAUUGGUAGGCGGUACGCAAGAAAUGAUGAACUUGGUACGCCGUUGGGCAUUACUGUGGACUUCGAUACUCUGCAGGAUGGGUCUAUUACUUUGCGGGAACGGGAUUCUACGGCCCAGGUACGAGCGUUUGAGGAUGAGAUCGUUGAGGCAGUUAGGAAUCUUGUUGGUGGGAGUGAGACGUGGGAGGAGGUAGUGAGGAGGUUGCCUGUGUUUAUGGGGCAGAGUCAGGAUGAUUGA
Messenger RNA from Pochonia chlamydosporia 170, 1953 nucleotides. RefSeq names its product glycyl-tRNA synthetase 1. Lineage: Eukaryota; Fungi; Ascomycota; Sordariomycetes; Hypocreales; Clavicipitaceae. Gene Ontology annotation, biological process: mitochondrial glycyl-tRNA aminoacylation. Gene Ontology annotation, molecular function: ATP binding; glycine-tRNA ligase activity. The transcript is spliced from 3 exons. Gene Ontology annotation, cellular component: cytoplasm; mitochondrion. The record is from RefSeq and is a predicted model, not a curated record. Bases 1 to 1953 code for a protein of 650 amino acids.